AGAGAAAAAGGUGUAGAGAGACAUGGAGCUUGAAAGAAUCAUUCGAGACACGCUCACACGCUUCAUCCAGUCCCACAACCCUGCAGCAGAUCUCAGUGGGAUGGAUGAUGUUUUCUUCUCUUAUAUCACGGGUGUCCUGGAAGAGCUGGGCUCACCAGAGUCUUCGGAGGAGACUUUUGACAUGGACACCUUUGUGGAAAUGAUGGAGGCAUAUAUCCCUGGUUUUGCAGAAAUCCACAGCGGGGAUGUUUGUGAAAUGAUGUUCUCCCUCUCAGAAAGGCUUGGUGAAGCUCGCAACAAAGAAAAACCUGGCCAAAAGGCUGUGGAAAGCAGGAGUGAAGCACCCUCUGAAGACAUCACCAAGGGCCAGGAGCCUGGAGCUGGAGCCUGCAACGGGGAAAGGCUGUGCACUCUAACAGACGGAGCCAGGGCCCAGGAAGGCAAUGACUCGAAGGAUGGAGUGGAGCUGCUACUGGAGAUGUUCCCAGCCUGUACUGUGAGCCAGGCAGAGAAGGCUCUCGCCAUGGCCUUGGGGAACUUGGAGGAGGCAGUGCAGUUAAUUGUGGAGGAGAAGGUGGAAAUUGGCCCAGCAGGUGCGAGUGUGAAGGAACUGGCACGGCCCCGCAAAGCGCCCAACCACGAGGAACUAAAACAGGUUAUCCUACAGAAAUACAUGAUGGUGGAUAGUGCAGAUGACCAGAAAACACAUCGGCCAGCUCCACCCAAAGAGGCUCCCAAGAAGUUGAUCCGCUAUAUUGAUAACCAGGUGGUGAGUACAAAAGGAGAGAGGUACAAAGACAUCAAGAAGCCUGAGAGUGAGGAGAUGAAAAGAACCUAUAUCAGCCUAAAACCAGCCAGAAAGUACAAGUUCCACUGACAGCCAGGUCCUCCUGCUCUUCAGCCUUCCACCUCACUGGCCACGCAUGGCAGGAUGGAUGUGUGGCCCUAGGAAUGAGGGGACUCCUCCACCUGCUGCUAACUUGAACUAACCUGGGAGCCAGGACACUGCUUUCAGCUUCCCUGACUAAUCUGGUUGGCAAGGAGACUUCUUCUUGUGUAGCUAUCCCUCUGCCCCAAGGGGCACACCGCAGUGACGCUCCUGGGCCUGGGCAUGGUCUGCUAUUCCUUGCAUGGGACAUUUUUAGAUCUGCGAUGUGGCUUGUGCUUUUGCAGCAACCUUUUUAACAAGUCUGUGUGCACUGUUGCUUUGAGUGCCAGUAUUAAUAAAGAUGAUGUGAAUUGGUGUGUAGUUCA
Molecule: messenger RNA, 1254 nt
Organism: Acanthisitta chloris (rifleman)
Lineage: Eukaryota; Metazoa; Chordata; Aves; Passeriformes; Acanthisittidae
Gene: CUEDC2
Product: CUE domain containing 2
Exons: 8
Coding region: 23-877 (284 amino acids)
Molecular function (GO): ubiquitin binding
Source: RefSeq, a predicted model, not a curated record